UCUGGUAAAACACAGGGUCCGAAGCAGGGCUGUUCUGAUCUGCUGGAGUGUUUGGACUGGAGUUUGGUUGAGUUGACUGGGACUAGGCCGUAUCAGCUGAUGGUGUCAGUCUUGUUUGUUUAUGGGCUGUUUUUGACCUGCUGACACAAAGCUAGACCUUUUUGUUUAGUAGAACUAUAUUUAGCCAAGAGGUCUGGUGGGUAUAUUAACUGUACACAGAUAAAGUGUCUGCCAGCUGGAUAAGAACCACAGAGGAACUAAGACAAAAGACCAAUGGCGUUCCGGAAAGCAGUGAAGGGGACCCUGAUAGGGGGCGGAGCUGUAGCUGCAGCCUUCGGUUUAUCACAGUUCUUUGAGUACAGGAGAAAUCAGGCCCGCUUGGCGUAUGUGGAGGCGGAGGGUCCGCUGAAGAGGCCGUUUGAAGAUAGGCUGCCGACACGCCAGGAGCAGCUUGCUGUGCUCCAGAACACUCCGGAAUUUGACGUGUUGGUGGUGGGAGGCGGUGCCACGGGAUCAGGAUGUGCCUUAGAUGCUGUCACUCGCAAUCUGAAGACGGCGCUAGUGGAGAGGAGCGAUUUCUCAUCGGGAACCAGCAGCAGGAGCACCAAGCUCAUCCACGGAGGAGUGCGCUAUCUGCAGAAGGCCAUCAUGAACCUCGAUUACGAACAGUAUAUGAUGGUUAAAGAGGCUCUGCAUGAGCGUGCCAACCUGCUGGAAAUUGCUCCUCACCUGUCUGCUCCACUACCCAUCAUGCUCCCUGUUUACAAGUGGUGGCAGCUGCCGUACUACUGGGCUGGGAUAAAGAUGUAUGACCUGGUGGCAGGUUCUCACUGCCUGAAGAGCAGCUACAUCCUCAGCAAGAGCAAAGCCCUGGAGCUCUUCCCCAUGCUGAAGAAGGACAAGCUGGUCGGGGCUAUCGUCUACUAUGAUGGUCAGCACAAUGAUUCCCGGAUGAAUCUGGCGAUCGCUCUGGCCGCUGCCCGCCAUGGUGCUGCCAUAGCCAAUUACACUGAGGUGGUCCGGCUGCUGAAGAAGACUGACCCCGACACAGGGAAGGAGAGAGUGAGUGGUGCUCGCUGCCGAGACGUCAUUACAGGUCGGGAGUUUGACAUCCACGCCAAAUGCGUCAUCAACGCUACCGGGCCGUUCACCGACUCGCUGCGCAAAAUGGACGACCAGAAAACUGCCAAAAUAUGCCAGCCCAGCGCAGGGGUUCACAUAGUCAUCCCCGGGUACUACAGCCCAGACAACAUGGGGCUGCUAGACCCCGCCACCAGCGAUGGCCGUGUCAUCUUCUUUCUGCCCUGGGAGAAAAUGACUAUUGCUGGGACAACAGACACGCCCACUGACAUCACAGCCCACCCCAUCCCCAUGGAGGAGGACAUCAACUUCAUCCUGAGUGAAGUCCGAAACUACCUCAGCCCUGACGUAGAAGUGCGGAGGGGAGAUGUUCUGGCGGCCUGGAGCGGCAUUCGUCCACUGGUCACAGACCCAAACUCCAAAGACACGCAGUCCAUCUGCCGUAACCACGUCGUCAGCGUCAGCAGCAGUGGCCUGGUCACCAUCGCUGGUGGUAAAUGGACCACAUAUCGCUCCAUGGCAGAGGAGACCAUAGACGCUGCAAUAAAAGAGCACAAGCUUACAGCUGGACCCAGUAGAACCAUGGGCCUGUUGCUGGAAGGAGGGAAGGACUGGACUCCCACUCUCUACAUUAGACUAGUUCAGGACUACGGCCUGGAGAAUGAGGUGGCCCAACACCUGGCAGCCACCUACGGAGGCAGGGCCUUUGAAGUAGCCAAGAUGGCCCAAGUCACCGGAAAGAGAUGGCCGAUAGUGGGCAAACGCCUUGUGUCUGAAUUCCCCUAUAUAGAGAGUGAGGUGAUCUAUGCUAUUAAAGAGUAUGCCUGCACAGCUAUUGAUGUGAUUGCUCGGAGGACGAGGCUGGGUUUCCUGAACGUUCAGGCUGCAGACGAAGCUCUUCCACGUAUUGUAGAGAUCAUGGCUAAACAACUGGACUGGAGCGAGCAGAAGAAAACAGAAGAACUGGAGGCAGCCAAGCAGUUUCUUUAUCAGGAGAUGGGCUACAGAGCUCGCUCUGAACAGCUCACCAAGACCAGCGAAAUCACACUCGCUCCACAGGAAGUGGCCAGGUAUAAGAAGCGCUUCUACAAAUUUGAUAAAGAGAGUAAAGGCUUCAUCACUACACUGGAUGUGCAGCAAGUGUUAGAGAAACUCAGUAUCCAGAUUGACGAGAAUGCGCUUCACGAGAUUCUUAACGAGGUGGAUCUGAAUAAAAACGGACAAGUGGAGCUGGAUGAGUUUCUGCAGCUCAUGAGCGCGGUGCAGAGGGGCCAGAUCUCGGACAGCCGAUUGGCCAUCCUGAUGAAGACAGUGGAAGAGGGGCUGGACCUGAGGGGGCCGGUGUCUGUAGACCGCAGUGGUGGAGGGGUGUAAGAGUGUCUCCUAAAAUACGAGCCUGCAAAAAGGUGACCGCUUUACUGUCGGAAAACUCGGCAACCAAUCGCCUGCCUUCCAUUACCAUUCAAAUACAUUCCUGUUUGUAUGCUGCUUUGCAUUUAUUUUAAUACGCACAAUAACUGUUGUUAAAUAGUGGAAUCUGUGUUAUGUAAUAAUAUAAUUUAGCAGUUAUGAACGUUUUUAUUCUGUUCCUUUAGAGUUUCUCUGUUUUCUUGCACUGGGUUAUACUGCUGAUGCAUGCAGUGCCGUUUUUGUGCUUUUCACUGGGCAGUGUUGUUUUCUGGCCACUGCUGCUGCACUGUGUUCUAAAGCAGCUGUAUUGUACUUUUUUCUGCUGUGCCAUUUGUACGCAUGUGAAGAAAGCAUGGGAGGAGAAGUAUGUGCAGUAUACUGUACAUGGAGCUACAAUCUUUUGCACUUUCUGUAGAUCUUCUCAAGUUUACACACGCAGGGUUACUGUGUGGUUACUGCUGUUAAACACAAUCACCAAUAUUUUUAACACUCCUGCCAUGUCACUGUUAUCUUUAUACUUUGUCUUUUCUAAGGUGAUAUUUAUUGUCAAAGGGGAGUUUCAGAAGCUUUUACAAGAUUUCUGCAAUCAUUCACUCAGUUCAUUCAGUUAUUUGAUUAAUAAAAUGGAAAAACAAAAAACAACCCACACAGCAUUCACAAAGUUUAGGCAAAAUUUGCUCUCUGUUCAUCUUACUAGCUCCACCCACCAUUUAAUUACAGACUGUAGUCCUGCAUCUGUUUCUCUGCAUAUUUUAUUAUCUUCCUCUUGCUCUGUUCUUCACUUCAUCAGACACAGCAGUGCUGCUGGGGGUUCUAAACAAUGAUAAUUCACAAAAAAAUCAUCUGUGGUCACAGGACACUGCCCACAAGAAGCUGCCCACAGGAUUCUAUUGGUUGGUGGACUAUUCUCAGUCCAGCAGUGACAGUGAGAUGUUUAAUAACACCAGCAGCACUGCUGUGUCUGAUCCCCUUAUGCCAGCACAACACACACUAACAUCUCAUACACAAAAAAAACAGUACAGUCACUGCAGUGCUGAUAAUAAUGACCCACCACCCAAAUAAUAGCUGCGACGUGGUGGUCUCUCCUGUGGGGUCCUGACCAUUUUAAGAACAGGGUGAAAGAAGAUUAAUAAUAAAGUAUGCACAGAAACAGAUGCAGGACUACAGUUUGUCAUGAUAGAACUACAAAGUCUUCUAUAUGAUCAGUGGAGCUGACAAGAUUGACAGUGACUGGACAUUUCCAUUCCCCAACGUUUUCUGUUCUGGCUCUGUAUAUGUCUCUAAAAUAGACUAUUCUGCACCAACCUUUCACACACACUAAACAGAUUUCUUUUCCAAAAAAUGUAAUGGUUUAAUUCUGCAGACAUCUUGAAAAAUCAGUGGAAUUCCCCUUUUAAAUUUAGCCUGUCCUGUAUUAAACAUGUAAUGCUUCAGUCCUGGACAGUGAUUUUCUGCAGUGCUGAAUGAAUAGAAUGUAAUUUUGAUACUGUUUUGACAAUUCUGCCUGAAUAUGCACAGUGUUUUUAAUAAUAUCAAUUUACAAUGCUGUCUUUUACAUAACCCUAAGAGGAUAUCUUUUAUGAAAGGAAUGUGUCGCUAAUCCAUUGUCUUUUGCUGCAAGAUUACAGUAAAUCACAGUGAAUUUGUUCAUUAUUUUAAAAAGAAAAUCUUUGCAGGAUUGUUUUUAGAGUUACUAGACGUUUAAAUGUGAAAACAGCGUGAGGUAACGUACAGAGCGCGGAUUUAUAAGGGAUUAACAGUAUUUAAUGUGCCUUGUUUUCUACAGAGCCGUUGCUGUAAAUGAACUUGACAUGUUGAAUCUCACUCACACCCUUUUCAACCUAUUAUUUGGCUCUGUGUUCUCUUGAGCGAAAUUGUGUUGAGUAUGUUUUCUUUUAUGAGGAUCGCUACUUUGUGUUAAAAAUGUAUUAAGAAUGUAUUAAGAAUGGAAUGGUAAAUUCACUACGUCUGUUGGUUUUAUUACAUCACAAAUAUGAUAUCUUGGCAAAUUAAAUCAUUCCAAAAUGUGUUCCUGACAUUUCUAAAUCUGGUUGUGCAGCAGACUAUAAGUCAUCCUACAACAGAAACCCAAUGCUGCAAAAACUCAUUUAAGGGAGGCAGGUUGCCACAUAACCCUCAAUCCUUUAAUAUUCCAAUAAUUUCUGAUGAUUUAGGUUUUUUGCUGUGAUAUUGUUUCAGAAUGACUAUUUAGAUAUUUAGACAGUUAUAAUUUUGGUAUUGUGACAACACUAGCCCAUAGAGUCACAAGUAUAUAUACAGUAUUUAUGGAACUGCUGCUCCAUUUAAAUUGGAAUAAAACAUUUCUAAAGACACUAGACCUUUAAUCUUGUGAAAAGAGGGCUGAGGGAACAUUGAGGCUAUUGGUGUGAUUAUGAGUGUAAAAGGAA
Astyanax mexicanus (Mexican tetra) is the source of this 4898-nucleotide messenger RNA. RefSeq names its product glycerol-3-phosphate dehydrogenase 2 (mitochondrial) (gene gpd2). Gene Ontology annotation, biological process: glycerol-3-phosphate metabolic process. Gene Ontology annotation, cellular component: glycerol-3-phosphate dehydrogenase (FAD) complex; mitochondrion. The coding region runs from base 274 to 2454 and encodes 726 amino acids. Gene Ontology annotation, molecular function: glycerol-3-phosphate dehydrogenase (quinone) activity; calcium ion binding. The transcript is spliced from 17 exons. Lineage: Eukaryota; Metazoa; Chordata; Actinopteri; Characiformes; Acestrorhamphidae. The record is from RefSeq and is a predicted model, not a curated record.